Magallana angulata is the source of this 1894-nucleotide messenger RNA. Its product is annotated as nucleosome assembly protein 1-like 1. The record is from RefSeq and is a predicted model, not a curated record. Gene Ontology annotation, cellular component: nucleus; chromatin. Gene Ontology annotation, molecular function: chromatin binding; histone binding. Gene Ontology annotation, biological process: nucleosome assembly. Lineage: Eukaryota; Metazoa; Mollusca; Bivalvia; Ostreida; Ostreidae. The transcript is spliced from 16 exons. Bases 117 to 1319 code for a protein of 400 amino acids.
UAUAUUCUAAUACGGGUAACUUUUCCACCAAUCGAAAUUGUGCUUAGUAAAAAAUUCUUUUUCCACCAUUAUUUCCCUCGUGUUUGUUACAAAUUGUAACAGGGAACAGAGCAGCCAUGGCCGAUCCAGCAGAGCCACAUAAGACAGCUGAAAAUCCUGAGGAUGUUGAAGAAGUGGAGGAGGAGGAGGAAGAACACGGGGAUACCCCAGCAGCAUUGACCAGCCAGUUGAUGCAGAAUCCCCAGAUUCUGGCAGAUCUACAACAUCGACUCGGGAGUAUGGUGGGGGUCAGCUCUGGAUAUAUUCAGAGUCUGCCUAAGUCAGUCAAGCGUCGAAUCAAAGCCUUGAAGAAAUGGCAGUUUGAGGCGGCAAAAAUAGAGGCUGACUUCUAUAAGGAAGUUCACGAGCUAGAAUGUAAAUACGCAUCAAAAUACACUCCACUUUAUGAGAAGAGAAAGACUGUUAUUACGGGUAAUGUGGAACCAACUGAUGAAGAAUGUGACUGGCCCAGCGAUGACGAAAAGGAAGAUGAACAAUUAUCGGUAAAGAAUCCUGCGGAGGACAUGAAAAAUAAAGCAAAUGUAGAAGAAAAAGAAAAGGAGGACAAAGACAAAAAAGAAGGAGAAGAUGUGAAGGGAAUUCCACAUUUCUGGUUGACUGUGUUUAAAAAUGUUGACAUGUUGUCAGAAAUGGUUCAGGAACACGAUGAGCCAAUUUUACAACAUUUACAGGAUGUCCAAGUCAAAUUUUCAGACACAGAUUCAAUGGGAUUCACUCUAGAAUUUUACUUUGACACCAAUGAUUUCUUCACAAACACUGUUUUAACAAAGCACUACUCAAUGAGGUCAGAACCUGAUGAAGAGGAUCCUUUCUCAUUUGAAGGCCCAGAAAUUGUCAAGUGCAAAGGUUGUGAGAUAGAUUGGAAGAAAGGUAAAAAUGUAACAGUCAAAACGAUAAAGAAGAAGCAAAAACACAAGGGGAGGGGAACAACUCGCACUGUGACAAAAACAGUACAGAACGAUUCCUUCUUCAACUUCUUCAACCCCCCACAAGUGCCAGAUGAUGAAGAAGGAGAUAUGGAUGAAGAUCUAGAGGCUCUCUUAGCAGCAGAUUUUGAGAUUGGACAUUUUAUAAGGGAGAGGAUUGUUCCGAGAGCCGUGCUGUACUUUACAGGAGAGGCUCUAGAACAAGAUGAUGAUUUUGAUGAAGAAGGUGAAGAGGAGGGAGAGGGAGAGGAGGGGGAGUAUGACGAGGAAGGCGACCCCGAUUAUAACCCGACGAAUGAUCCAAGCAAACCAGCAGAGUGCAAACAACAAUGAUAGCUUCUACAUAGUGACAUCUUAUUUUUACCAGUUUUCUAUUAAAUGGCUUGGGUUAUUUGGAUGCAAAGCAGAGUUCGAUGCACGAAUCUCCAUUUUAAUAGCAUUUAGUGCAAUUAUUUAUUUAAGAUUCCUUUAAAACAAAACAUAAAAGAAAAUUGUGGAAAGUCCCUUGAAGGCCAAGUAUUCUCAAGGAUCGCUUUACUUCGUGAAUUAUGGAUAUCCUGAAGGAACAAAUAUUUAUAAUUCACGCUCAACAAACGACAAUUUGAUUUCGCUUACCUCCCUUUGAUCUGAAACUUAGUUGUCAGAGACGCACAAAUCUCCCCCUUUCGUGUUUGUGUAUGUGCUUGUUCAUGAAGCGAUUGGAUUUUGUUAAAAUAUAUAUUUUUGCUUUGUUCAUAUAUGUUUACAAAGAGACAAGACAUCAGAUGUAUACAUUUUCAUGUAAUAAUCUGUGAUUGAUAUCAACAUCGGAUUCCAUUGAUUAGUCAACCAGUUAAUUUCACUAAAAUGCAUGUUAAUGUUAUUGUCAAAGAAAAUAAAGAAAAAUCUACUGUUUGUAAUGAACACAA